UUUUCUAGAGUUACACAUAGCAGAGUGCCAUCAUGGUGUUGUCGUGUAGGUUCUACAAGAACAAAUACCCGGAGGUGGAGGAUGUUGUCAUGGUUAAUGUCCGAUCCAUCGCUGAGAUGGGAGCCUACGUACACUUACUGGAGUACAAUAAUAUCGAGGGCAUGAUUCUCCUGUCUGAGCUGUCUAGACGUCGUAUCAGAUCCAUCAACAAACUCAUCCGUAUUGGACGUAGUGAAUGUGUGGUCGUGAUCAGAGUAGACAAAGAUAAAGGAUACAUUGAUUUAUCAAAAAGAAGAGUCUCCCCAGAGGAGGUCACAAAAUGUGAAGAAAAGUUUGCCAAAGCCAAGGCUGUGAACAGUAUUCUACGUCAUGUGGGAGAGCUGAUGAAGUACACAAGUGAUGAACAGAUGGAAGAGUUGUACACAAAAACAGCCUGGUUCUUUGAUGAUAAAUACAAGAAGCCGGGGGCAUCAUAUGAAGCAUUUAAACAUGCUGUGACGAACCCUGAAAUUUUGGAUGAGUUGGAGAUUGAUGAAGAGACAAAAAAUGUACUCCUACAAAAUAUAAAAAGGAGAUUAACACCACAAGCUGUAAAAAUUAGAGCAGAUCUUGAAGUUGCCUGUACAAAUUAUGAAGGAGUGGAUGCUGUGAAGAGAGCGCUAAAGAAAGGUCUGGAAUUAUCCACAGAAGCUAUGCCUAUCAAGAUAAAUUUAAUUGCUCCACCUUUGUAUGUUAUGACCACAUCCACAUUGGAGAGAACAGAGGGUUUAGCCACACUUAACAAAGCCAUCGCUAGCAUUAAACUCACAAUAGAGGAAGCAGGGGGAAUCUUCAACAUCCACAAACAGCCCCGCGUCGUGUCAGACAUUGACGAGAUCGAGCUAGAAAAACAGCUUAAACAGUUGGAGGAAAAAAAUCGUGAGGUGGCGGGUGACUCUGAUGAGGAAGAUGACGUGGAGGGCAUGGGGGAGAUAGACGGAGAAGAACCAGAGGAGGGGGAUGAAGGGGGAGAAGAUUGAGGGGUGGAUCUUACUGUAACUACAUUUAGUGGUGGACAGAUUUUGAUUAUAUAUGUACCUACAGCAAAUUGACACCAGCUGUUUCCUCUGUGUAAUUCACUGGCUUAAAAAGUGAAGUUUAUGUAAAGUUUUCAUUUUGUAUGUCAGGGAAAAGACUUGGACAGACUUAUACACAAAUAUCUUUCAUGCUUCUUUGUUUUGCCAGUUUUAAAAUAUUAAAUAUCUUUGUAUUUGAUCAGUUUUCAAAUACCAAUAACACCUCUCUUAUUUAUCUAAAUGAAACUCUCGUUUUUGUAUAAAUACAUUUGUAUCCUGCAUGUACUUUUGUAAGGGCUUAAAAACGAUUUUUCUAGAAUACAUUUAUUUAAAAUUCUGUAUUUUAUUAUUCAUAAAAAUGACUCAUCAGGAGAGCAUGCAAUAGAAUAUAAAUUCUGUCCAUGACUUCAAUCAGGGGUGGGAAACAUAUGAGAAUGUUAUUUAACUAUAUCAUUGUAAAUUUAAAAAAAUUCAUGUUCAUCUGUAAAUCAAAUCUGUGAAAAUAAAACAUAAAAUCUC
Saccostrea echinata is the source of this 1574-nucleotide messenger RNA. RefSeq names its product eukaryotic translation initiation factor 2 subunit 1-like. The record is from RefSeq and is a predicted model, not a curated record. Gene Ontology annotation, molecular function: RNA binding; ribosome binding; translation initiation factor activity. The transcript is spliced from 7 exons. Lineage: Eukaryota; Metazoa; Mollusca; Bivalvia; Ostreida; Ostreidae. Bases 33 to 1019 code for a protein of 328 amino acids. Gene Ontology annotation, cellular component: multi-eIF complex; eukaryotic translation initiation factor 2 complex; eukaryotic 48S preinitiation complex.